Messenger RNA from Punica granatum (pomegranate), 1757 nucleotides. The record is from RefSeq and is a predicted model, not a curated record. Lineage: Eukaryota; Viridiplantae; Streptophyta; Magnoliopsida; Myrtales; Lythraceae.
AGAACUUUUAUUAUUUUCGGUAGUAAAAUUUUUUUUAUUUUUUUUCAGUAGAUUAACAGGACAAUAAUCAGUAUAAAAUUUUUAUUUCAUUAUACCAAAUUAAUGCACUUAUCAUUUGUAAACGAAAAGGAGGAAAUGGAUACCACCGGGACAUGUAUAAACAACAUGAACGUUAAUAGACACCCACCAUACAGGAACAGCUGAAGGCAGAGACAAAGAAAGACAUCAUCAGAGUACUCAGUGAAGACAUCUUCUUUCUACACCGCUACACCAUGGCAGCUGACGGAGCAAACUCCAAAACCACUGUCAGCCUCAAGAGGAUCCUCCUAGUGCUUAACUGCCUCAUGCUCUCCAUUGGGACAACCGGCGGGCCCCUCGUCAUGCGUCUCUACUACAUCCAUGGCGGCAAGAGGGUGUGGCUCGCGAGCUGGCUCCAGACGGCCGCCAGUCCUUUCGUCAUCAUACCCCUCGCCAUCUCCUACUUCCGCCGCUGCACCAUGUCUGCUGCGAGCAGCAGCGGCAGCCCCAACCCAAGUCCCAUCCUUAUCAAGCCAAUCCUCUUCGUCGCUGCACUGUUGGUCGGGAUUCUCAGCGGGGUCGACAACUACUUCUAUGCCUACGGAGGAGCACGUCUCCCUGUCUCCACGUCGUGCCUCAUCAUUGCAUCGCAGCUCGGGUUCACUGCAUUCUUCGCUUUCCUCCUCGUGAAGCAGAGGUUAACGCCAUACUCGAUAAACUCGGUGGUCCUGCUGACAUUAGGAGCGGUGGUCCUGGCACUGCAUGCUGGGAGUGACAGGCCGGAAGGAGAGUCGAACGGGCAGUACGUACUGGGGUUCGUGAUGACUGUACUAGCAGCGGCCCUCUACGGGCUGAUGCUGCCGCUGGUGGAGUUGAGCUACCAUAAGGCCAAGCAGGUCAUGACCUAUUCGCUGGUCAUGGAGUAUCAGCUCGUCAUGAGCAUAUCUGCCACCAUUUUCUGCACAGUGGGCAUGCUCGUCAACAAAGACUUUCAGGCAAUUCGAAGGGAAGCAAAGGAAUUUGACCUUGGAGAAUUCAAGUACUACCUGGUCCUAGUGUCCAGUGGCAUCCUAUGGCAGUGCUUCUUCCUAGGAGCUAUUGGAGUCAUCUUCUGUGCAUCCGCCCUAACCUCUGGGAUCAUCGUCUCGGUUAUGCUCCCCGUGACCGAAGUUCUCGCUGCCAUCUUCUUCAAGGAGAAGUUCAGUGCUGAGAAAGGUGUCUCGCUCGUUCUGUCUCUCUGGGGAUUUGCAUCGUACUUUUACGGAGAGUUCAAGCAAAACAAGAAGAGGAAUCAAAACCAGAAUCACGAAAUGAACAGCCACAUUAUCCCUUAGGCCAUGUUUGGUGGUCAAGAUGAAAAGGAUCAUAGGUACUGUUGGGAUACACCAGACUUGCGAUUGGGUUAGGUAUAAUGCAGGAUAAAGUAAUAAGAAAAAUAUCUCAUUAAGGGUGUGGGGUAAAGGCAAUUGAGAUCUUGAUUAUACAUUAAAAGACCAAAAUUGCCUUGGCAUAUUCUUACUAUGCCACUUUGAAGAGCUAAGGGGGCUGCCUAGGGAGGGAGGUGGUGGUCGCCCAAAGCCACCAUCACCACCUGGGCAAGAUCGCUGGUGGCCUUAGGGAUCACUAGCGAACUCGCCUGGGCGGUGGCAGCGGCAUUGGGUCAUCAUCUAGGGAUGAGACUACAUGUAAUCUAGAAGAGAUAUUUGCGAAUUUGUAUGCUUCUUUAGGAUUUUAGCCCA